AUGGCGGAGAAGCGCGAUACCAUUCAAUCGGACGAUAAAGAGAAUGUUCCACAGUCCUUCCAGCGAACUUCGCGGGGCGAGUUUCAAACUGUCAAGCAGAAUCAACACAAUCACAUUGAAACACCCAUCCGGUCUCCUGAUCGUCCCGCUGGCAUGUCCAAAGAGGAAAAGGCUCGGAUCGAUGCUAUGCUGGCACAGGACGACUUCACUCGCACAUCAGCGUUCUCAAGAAACACUCCCGCUGCUGCUCUCAGCCAUAUUUUGCGACGCAUGGACGACGAAUUGGUGCAGAUGAAGGAGCAAAUUGGAUUGCUGGAAGAUCUGAACGAGGGUAGAAUGAUGUACAUGGAUAAGGCUAGCUCGGAGUACAAGGAGGCGCAGAAGACGUUCAUGAAGGUCAAGAUGGCCCACCUGGACUUGAUCUACCGUCUCUCUAUUGCUCCUCAACCUGGCCUCCUCAACGACGACCCGUCUGACGCACCUCGCCCGCUCCCUCACCACAACCAGUACCUCCGCCGCAAGAAUGUCCCACCCCACCACAACAACCACCGCCCCCUGGGCCCCAAUCUUCCAAUCCCACCUAACCAACCACGCCGAGGCCCCGCCACCGAAUUCGUCCUGGGCACCAUCACCCCGUCCUCCCUUCCCUCCGUCCGCUACUGCAUCCACCGCGGCUUCUGGGCCGCCCUGCCACCCAACUCGCACAACAAGCUGCCCAAGAAUCCCCAGCUGUACACGUCCGACUGCCCGGUCUUCACUACCGACGCGCGCAUGUCCAAGGUAUACGAUAUCUUCGCUACGGGCAAAGGCAAGGGCGACCUCGAGCAGUCGCGCUCAGGAACGGGCGGUGGCGGCCCUGUGGAGGCGGUGUACUGGAUCAAGGACAUCAAGGUGCAGUGGCGGAUAAGGGGAAAGUGUUGGCUUGUGAGUGCGGACGACGUUGAUGGGUCAGAUGCGCAGAACAGCGGAACAGUGACGGUCAAAGCACAGGUUGGGAGGUACAUGCGGCCGGCGGAUGGCGUAAGUGAGGAAGAAUCGCAGAGGGGAAAGGGGGAGUGGAGUUGGCGGACGGAGGUGAACAAUUGGUUUGAGAACCUGAGUCCUGGGAUGAGAGGCAGUUUCAAGAAUCCAGAGCCGGGAAAGCCGUGUAAUGAAGGGGUUAAGAACAAGGGCGAGGCGCUGGGUCAGUCAGCAGGUCACCUGGAAGAUGAGGAGCUAGCGCGAAAGAAUUUCAGAGUCGCUAUCAUCACGCCGGAAGAGGUUGAGCAGGUCGAUCUGAGCGAUCCCGCCGCGGCGAGGAGGUGGAAGUGGACAUUAGCGGAGGAGGCGGGGGGCCAGGGCACGGACUCAGAGUCGAAGAGCGUAGGCGAGUGGGAUAUGGUUGAGACGUGGCCCUAA
Cyphellophora attinorum is the source of this 1398-nucleotide messenger RNA. RefSeq lists its product as uncharacterized. Gene Ontology annotation, molecular function: FMN binding. Lineage: Eukaryota; Fungi; Ascomycota; Eurotiomycetes; Chaetothyriales; Cyphellophoraceae. The coding region runs from base 1 to 1398 and encodes 465 amino acids. The record is from RefSeq and is a predicted model, not a curated record. The transcript is spliced from 2 exons.